Chelonoidis abingdonii (Abingdon island giant tortoise) is the source of this 531-nucleotide messenger RNA. Its product is annotated as ferritin heavy chain B-like. NCBI's taxonomy places the organism in Eukaryota, Metazoa, Chordata, Testudines, Testudinidae. Gene Ontology annotation, molecular function: ferric iron binding; ferrous iron binding. The record is from RefSeq and is a predicted model, not a curated record. Gene Ontology annotation, cellular component: cytoplasm. Gene Ontology annotation, biological process: iron ion transport; intracellular iron ion homeostasis.
AUGGAGUCUCAGGUGCGCCAAAACUUCCAAGCUGAGUGUGAAGCUGCUGUGAACCGCAUAGUGAACCUGGAGCUGUAUGCCAGCUAUGUCUACCUGUCCCUGUCCUAUUACUUUGACCGUGAUGAUAUAGCCCUGAAGCAUGUGGCCCAGUUCCUGAAGAAGCAGUCCCAUGAGGAGAGGGAGCAUGCAGAGAAGUUCCUGAAAUACCAGAACAAGCGAGGGGGAUGUGUUGUCCUGCAGGACAUCAAGAAGCCGGAGCGGGAUGAGUGGGGCAACAGCCUGGAGGCCCUGCAGUGUGCCCUGCAGCUGGAGAAGACUCUGAACCAGGCCCUGCUGGACCUGCACAUGCUGGCUACAGAGAAGAAUGACCCCCAUCUCUGUGACUUCCUGGAGUCUGACUACCUGGAGGAGCAGGUGAAGGCCAUCAAGCAGCUGGGAGACCAUGUCACCAACCUGAAGCACCUGGGAGUGCCCCAGAAUGGCAUGGGAGAGUACCUGUUUGACAAGCACACCCUGGGGGAGAGCAGCUGA